Molecule: messenger RNA, 8148 nt
Organism: Babjeviella inositovora NRRL Y-12698
Lineage: Eukaryota; Fungi; Ascomycota; Pichiomycetes; Serinales
Gene: GCN1
Product: Gcn1p
Exons: 2
Coding region: 1-8115 (2704 amino acids)
Biological process (GO): cellular response to amino acid starvation; regulation of translation
Cellular component (GO): cytosol
Molecular function (GO): protein kinase regulator activity
Source: RefSeq, a predicted model, not a curated record
AUGACAUCCGAAUCAUGGGAUGAGAUGUUUCUCUCCCUUGAGAAACUUAUAUUCAGUUCGUCCACCAAGGUGAGAAUCCCCACCUUGACCAAAAUUGCCGCACUUCUCACGGAGCAGCCUUCGCCGAUCCAGGACUCUGAGGUGCCGAAGAUCGCGGUCCUAUUGUUGAAAACCUACUAUCUGUACCUGGACCUCAAGUCCAGAGCGGCGGUUGUCGCCGUUUUCAUGCUGCUUUUGCAGAGACAGCCGCUCCUCUUGCCCAAGCUCAUCAAGUUUGUGUCUGACAUUGCGCAGUCGGGCAGAAACUUUGCCAUUACGGAUGUGCUCACGUUGUUGGAGUGGAUCAACCGCUUUGCAGUUCAUGCCGCGGAAACGGCGCAAUUUGCCGCACUCGCGCAGGACAUCAUUCUCGGGCAAGCGUACCUUCUCGCGGCCUGUGUCGACCACGCCGCGACUGCACACCAGGACAAGAAGAGAAAGAAGGAGAGCGCAGUGGCCACCACAAAGGCCGCCGUCCAGCAGAUAUUGGCCGCGCCCGAUGCGUUGGCCACCUAUAUCCAGACCUUGACCACAACCAAGCUCCCGCUUCACGUGGCGUUGUCCAUGGUAGCGGUGGUCUCCAACGCCGUCGUAGACCUCCAAGCAUCUGCCCCGGCGCUCCACCAGACCUUUAUCGACACCUGUAAGCCGCUCGUGUUAGAGUUCUACAAUACCCAGGUGGUGUUGGCCAAGUCCGCACCGUCCCAGGACGCACUCGCGCUCUUCGGUCAGGCAUUUGUACACCCAUUCGUGUCUCUCCAAGACCUCCAGCAGACCGUCCCCCAUUUAGAGAAGGCCAAUUUGAGAUCCCCGGAGGUCUCCUUCGGCCACAUCACUUACGAGUUGUUUGCCAACUUGGCGGGGGACAUGAAUCUCCUCUCGGUAUUGACCUCCUCCAAGCUCUUGGCCCAACUCUUGUCGUCCUUGAAGGCGUCCAAGGAAGUUACUAGGGCCGGUGCUUCCGAGACCGCGCGGGUCAUCUUCGCCCAACACUUCUUCGUGAAAUCGGAGGCUGACGAAGCGGAAUCGUUAAAGAUACUUUCCGAGAUCUUUAAAGCCUUAAAGACCGCGUCUAACAUCGACCACAAGUUGGUCUAUGCUCAGGUCAUUGCCGCGUUGCCUACCAGCGAGAAGGUUUCUGCGCAGGUGUUGGCCGAAUUAGUCACCUACGCCGCCAAGGACCAGAACGAAACCACCUUGGCCGCGUUUUUGAGGCCGCUCUUCAAACAUUUCUUUGCCUUUGCUGAUGACAAGGUAUCAACUGCCGUACUCGCUGGCUUGGCUGACAAGAAGCUCAACUUGAGAAAAGCCUGGGCCACUGAACUCGCUCAGGCUGUGGUCAUUCCAGGCUCGCUUGCUUUCCUCAUCAAGGCUUACCCUACGCUUGUAGCUGCGUUAUCCGAGUGCUCCAGUGCCCCAUUGCCGGCUGUGGCCAGUAGGGCGAUUUCUGCUGCCUACGCCACGUUAGCCAUCUCCGCCAUCCCCGAGCUCGCGCAGUUGGCGACCGAUGCCAACGUCUUCGGACUUGCCUUAGCCGACGGUGAAAAGCCCUCCGUUCUUACAAACCCUCGUGUGUACGUCAAGUUGACCUUCACCGAGGACCAGUAUUGGUUUGUCGAGGCGUUAAAGGCCGCCGCUCCCCGCGUCUCCAAGGAAACCGCCCCUGCCUUCACCAAGGCCCUUCUCUACGCAUCCAUGUCCAACAACAUUGCGCUGUCCGUCAAACGGACCGCGAUCACGCUCAUCCGCGAGGCGUACAUUGCCAACCAGGCGUUGAUUGGGAAUGGCAUCACCGAGGGCAUCAAGUCGCUCUUGCUCGGCGAGUUUGCGAAUGUCAGCGAAGACGAAUUGAAGUUCGAGAUGUUUGGCAUCUCUCCGGUGUUGAACUCUCUCACCUUGUGCCACUCCGAGGGCAUCAACUGUUUGAUCAUCGCACACCACCAGGCCGUAAAAUUGAAGAAUGGCUGGGUCGGUUUAUGCCAACGUGCAGGCUUUGACCCAGGCGACGUUGUCAAGGAGAACAAGACAGCCAUUGUGGGCUCAUUGGGUGAGAUUCUCUUGAGAACCACCCGCACCGAGCAGCAGAGCAACAUGCACCACUCCGCCUUGGCGGCGUUGAGCACCGUGGCGUUCAUCGGCUCAGACGAGGUCUCCCCGUUGAUCUUGGAUCUUCUCCAUGACGAUCUCAGAGCGUCCAACUUCGAGUCUAUCACCCCGGAGGAUAUCCGCGUCUGGCAGGGCAAGGAGGGCGAGAUGGUUGUUAAUGUGUUGGACACCAACGAGAAGAAGAAGAAGGUUGAAGACAAAAACUCCAAAGACUACGAAACCAAGAAGUGGGAGGAGAGCGUCAGAAACGAGAUCGCCAAGAAGGCCGUUACCAAGCCAAAGAAGUUGACCAGAGACGAGCAGGCCUUGGUUGGCGACCAGCUUGCCAAGGAGUCUGUCAUUAGGGCCGCCGUCCAGGCCAAGUGUAACUCCUUGCUCAGAGGCGUAGGUGUUAUCAACUCUUUGGCCGAGGAAGCUGGCACCGUCGACAACGGUUACGCCACUUGGUUCCCGCUUGUGGUGAACAUGCUCUUGCCUGUUAUCCAGGGCCCCACCUCCUCCGCUCUUGUCGGCGACUUGGCCGUCAGGGCGUUCUUGAACUUGUCCAACGUCAUCUCCGCCCGACUCGGCGCUGUGCGCUACUUCUUGGGUUCCGCCACCUUGAGACUUCUCGAGGUGAGCAACCUCCCUGAAAACCUCCAGGAAGAAGACUUGUUGGACCUUGUUUCGCGUGUCAUGUUCAGAGUCAAGAUCCUUUCUGACCAAAAACCGUUGGACUCACUCUCGUUGAUCUACAUCCUCCCGUUGUUGAUCAAGGUAUUGGAGAAUGGGCAGAUCGCUGCUGUAAAGAGCUCCACCAAGGCAGCCGUCACUUCGGAAUUCGCGGAUGAGGACAGAGAGGAAGAACAGCUCAUGUUGUCGUUGGAGAUCUUGUCAACCCACAGUGAGUUGUUCGAGGACAGUAAUGUUCCCCGUAAGGAGAUCUUGGCCAUCUUGCUCUCGUUGAUGAAGCUCCCAGCGAAGGCUAAGCUCGCCAAGGAGUGUUUCCUCUCUAUGUGCCAACAUAUUUCCGUCGACACCACUCCAGAGGACAUCCAGAUGCUCUUGCGUGCGACCGUUGCACCGGAAUCCUUUGUCCGUAACGCCGUGUUGGAAGUCUUGGACGCUGAGUUCGACCUUGCCGCCGAGAUGGGCUAUGCCAGUGAGAUCUGGAUCGCUGUCCACGACAACGAGCCGCACAACGCGCUUUUAGCCUCCACCAUCUGGCAAGAGAACAGCUUCAGCGUGGAUGCGGAGUCCCCGGCCAAGUUGAUGGCCUUUUUGGGUAACGCUGACGGGGGGUUGCGCUUGUCUGUCGCGAAAGCGGUCUCCACAGCCAUCAGCUACUUGACCGACUCCGACUCCGCCGUGUUUGCCACCUCCCUUGACGCCUUGCUUGCUCUUUACACCCUCAAGGCCCAGCCUCCAGCGCCGAUCCUCGAUGCCUACGGGGUGGUCAUCAAGGCUUCGACCGAACAAAGGGACACCUGGGAGGAGCGCUCGGGUGUGGCGUUGUCUCUCAAGCUUCUUGCCGGGCUAUUCAGUGAAACGUCGGUCACCAAGUUCUUUGGCUUCCUCAUCGAGCAAAAGGCCUUGGGUGACAAGGAGUCGAUUGUGCGCCAGGAACUUCAGGAUGCCGGUGUGGAGGUGAUCAACGCGACUGGUGCCUCCACCAUCGAGUCCUUGAUCCCUAUUUUCGAGGCCUGCCUCGCGGCUAAGGACGAAGGCAGCCGCAUCCAGGAUCACAUCAGAGAAAGUGUCAUCAUUCUUUACGGUGCCUUGGCUCGUCACUUGGACGCCUCCGACCCUAGAUUGAUCCAGAUUGUUGACAGAUUGGUCAAGACCCUCGAUACCCCUUCGGAAGACGUCCAGUUUGCCGUUUCUGAGUGUCUUGCACCGUUGGUCAAGAUGUUCGAGCCGAAGUUGCCUGCCUACUUUGACAAACUUUUCGAAAAGUUAUUCUCCGGUAAGUCCAUUGCCGUCAGACGUGGUGGUGCCUACGGUAUCGCCGGUUUGGUCAAGGGUGCCGGGAUCAAAGCCUUGGCCAAUAACGACAUCAUCCGUAAUUUGAUCGAUGCCGCUGAAGACAAGAAGGAUCCUAAGCGCAGAGAGGGUGUUGCGUUUGCCUUUGAGUGCUUGUCCCAGUGUUUGGGCAAGUUCUUUGAGCCGUACGUCAUUGAAAUUCUCCCGGUGAUUCUCAAGAGUUUGGGUGACACCGCCCCAGAGGUCCGUGAGGCCACUGACUACGCCACCCGUUCGAUCAUGAAGCACACCACUGGUUUCGGUGUCAAGCAAUUGAUUCCGCUUGCAAUCGAGAACUUGGACCAGGUUGCCUGGAGAUCCAAGAGAGGUUCGGUUGAGUUGCUUGGUUCCAUGGCUUACUUGGACCCGGCGCAGUUGUCCUCCUCCUUGGCCACCAUUGUCCCUGAGAUUGUCAGUGUGUUGAAUGAUUCCCACAAGGAAGUGCGCAAGGCCGCUGAUCAGUCGCUUAAGCGGUUCGGUGAGGUUAUCCGCAACCCAGAGAUCCAGAAGCUUGUGCCUACAUUGAUCAAGGCCAUUGGCGAUCCAACCAAGUACACCGAAGCCGCUCUUGACGACUUGAUCAAGACCCAGUUCGUCCAUUACAUCGAUGGCCCAUCUUUGGCCCUUAUCAUCCAUGUCAUCCACCGUGCCAUGGUGGAGAGAUCCGCCAACACCAAGCGUAAGGCCUGUCAGAUUGUCGGUAACAUGGCUAUUCUUGUAGACACCAAGGAUCUCCUUCCGUACUUGCCACAAUUGGUUAGUGAGUUGGAAAUCUCUAUGGUCGAUCCAGUUUCUGCCACCCGUGCCACUGCGGCCCGUGCCUUGGGUUCCUUGGUUGAAAAGCUCGGUGAAGAACAGUUCCCAGACCUUAUCCCGCGUCUUUUCUUCACCUUGGAAGACGAGUCCAAGGCUGGCGACCGUCUUGGUUCCGCCCAGGCCCUCGCCGAGGUUAUUUCUGGUCUCGGUGUCGGCAAGCUUGACGAAUUGCUUCCAAAGAUUUUGACCGGUGCCACGUCGGUCCGGUCCUACGUCCGUGGUGGCUACAUGCCCUUGUUGUUGUUUCUCCCUGUUUGUUUCGGUAACCAGUUUGCUCCAUACCUUAGCCGUAUCAUUCAGCCAAUUCUUAACGGUUUGGCGGACAUCGAUGAGGCUAUCCGUGACACCGCGUUGCGCGCCGGUAGGUUGAUCGUCCGUAACUACUCCACCAAGGCUGUCGACUUGUUGUUGCCUGAAUUAGAGGCGGGGAUGGCUGAUUCGAGCUACCGUAUCCGUCUUUCCUCUGUCGAACUUACUGGUGAGUUGCUCUACCAGGUUACCGGUAUCAGUGGCAAGACUGAACUCUCCGAGGAACAGUCCGAAGCUUCCGGUACCCUUAACCAGACCCUUAUUGACGUUCUCGGCCAGGACCGCCGGGACCGGAUCUUGGCUUUGCUCUAUGUUUGUAGAACAGACACUGCUAUUUCCGUCAGAAACGCUACCGUGGACAUCUGGAAGUCACUUGUUUCCAACUUACCUCGUACCAUCAAGGAGAUUCUUCCUACCUUAACUCAGAUCAUUGUCCGCAAGCUUGCCUCUUCCGACGAGGUACAGAGAGCGAUCGCCAGUAAUACCCUUACCGAUUUGGGUGAGCGUGCGGGCCGUACGGCUUUCGAGCAGCUCUUGCCUACCUUGGAGGAGUCCUUAAUCACUGCCGACUCGGACUCGAAGCAGGGUAUCUGUAUCGCUGCUGGCUCGCUCUUAGAGUCUGCCAACAUCGACACCAUUGUCGAGUACAAGUCCACCUUUAUCAACAUCAUCCGUGGUACCUUGGUGGACUCUGCGCCAGGCGUUCGUGAAGCUGCUGCUCUUGCUUUCGACAAAUUGCAAGACUCUAUUGGUAACGAGGCGGUGGACGAGGUCUUGCCAUACUUGCUCAGCAUGUUGGAGUCUGACGACUCUGAGAACGCGCUUUCCGCGCUUGAGGAGAUCAUGGCCACCAAGUCCAACAUCAUCUUCCCUAUCCUUAUCCCUACCCUUUUGGCUCCGCCUAUUGACGCCUUCAGAGCCCGCGCUCUUGGUUCGCUUGCGGAGGUUGCGGGCGCUUCUUUGUACAGACGUUUGUCCACCAUUAUCAACGCUUUUGUCGAGACUUUGGUGAACGCCACGGCCGACUCGGAAACCACCGAGCAGAUCAAGAUCUCGUUCGACAAAGUGUUGCUUUCGGUCACUGAAGACGAAGGCUGCCACCCAUUGCUUCAGCAGUUGCUCUCGCUCAUCAAGAAUGACGAUUCCCGCAAGCGUGCUGUCAUCUGUGAACGUUUGGGACCAUUCUUUGCUCACACCACCCUUGACUACUCUAUCUACACCCAGGACAUGCUCACCCAGUUAGUUAUGUUGUUGGACGACAAGGAUGAGGAGGUUGUGAGGCACAACUGGCAGGCAUUGUACGAAUUGGUCAAGCGCCAGUCCAAGGAGUCCAUGGAGAAGUUGGUCAAACCAACUCGUAUCGCUUUGCAUAUGACCGGUGUCAGAGGCACCGACUUGUCUGGUUUCGCCCUUCCAAAGGGGCCAAACUGUAUUUUGCCAAUCUUCUUGCAUGGUUUGAUGUACGGUACCUCUGAACAGCGCGAGCUUUCCGCUUUAGGUAUGGCUGACAUUGUCGAAAAGACUCCAGCGGCAAACUUGAAGCCGUUUGUUACCGUCAUGACCGGGCCUUUGAUCCGUACCAUCGGAGAGAGAUUUUCCAGUGACGUCAAAGCAGCUAUCUUGUACGCUCUUAACAUGUUGUUUGCCAAGAUUCCGCAGUUCUUGCGUCCAUUUAUUCCGCAGUUACAGAGAACCUUUGUCAAAUCCUUAUCCGACCCUACCAACGAGACUUUGCGUACCCGUGCUGCUAAAGCUUUGGGCACUUUGAUUGAACACCAGCCGAGAGUCGACCCGUUGGUCACCGAGUUGGUGUCUGUUGCCAAGGCAGCUGCUGAUGCUGGUGUCAAGACUGCCAUCUUGAAGGCGUUGUUGGAGGUUGUAAGUAAGGCCGGUGAGAAUAUGAGUGAAGCCUCGAAGAACGGUAUCAUGAGUUUAGUCGAGGAGGAAAUCACCUCGGCCAGUGACAAACUCGCUACUGCCUACGCCCGUUUAGUCGGUUCGUUGGCCCGAAUCUUGACCUCUGAGGAGGCUGUGAGGGUCAUCCAGGUGAGAAUUUUGGAUGCCAAGUUGGAUGCCGGUUCCGGUAAGUUUGCAGUGUUGACUCUCAACGCAUUUUUAAAGGAUGCUCCGCGCCACAUCUUCGAGAACAACCUCGCCGUGGAAGUGUCUGAGUUUAUGAUUAACGCUUCCAAUACUGCUUCGCCGUACAUCUGUGACAAUGCGAUUGUGGCUAUGGGUAAGUUUUUGUUGUUGAAGAACCAGUUGGCUGCGCCGGCCCAGUUUGUAUUGCCAAGGAUUGCCAACUCCAAGAUUGAGGAUCCAACCGCUCCGUUUGAGAUUCCGGUCGAGGCUGUGAGUGACGUGGUGCGCCAGUUGUGUGUCACUAUGUUGGAGCCAGCCUCCAACUCUGUUGACUCCAGGCGGUUGUCCUUGGUUUGUAUCAGAACCAUCGCCCGCUUCCAGUACGACGAGGCCAUCCAGCCGUUCUUUGACGCAUUAGGGCCAUCCGUCUUUGCCUGUGUCAGAGACCCGGUUGUUCCAAUCAAGUUGGCCGCCGAAAAAGCUUUCUUGGCGUUGUUCAACUUGGUUGAAGACGAGCAAGCAACUGCUUUCAAUGAAUGGUUCGCUAAAGUUUCCGCUGUGGGCACUACUGUUGAGACUGUGGUUGGUGCUGUUGUACAAUUGAGAUCUAUUGGCGACUACAACAAGAGAGUUGCUAUUAGAUUGGCCGGCGUUGAAAGAGAGAGAAUCGCCUCUGGUGGUGACGAAGAAACCAUGUACUCGGAUAGAUUUGAAGACGAGGGUGAGAUCUGGGCUGUUGGUGGUGUCGAUCUUUCUAAUUAAAUAGUUUUGUAUUGUUUUAAGCAUUUUGUUUCC